This is a messenger RNA of Musca vetustissima, 1461 nucleotides long. RefSeq names its product protein arginine N-methyltransferase 1-B-like. Gene Ontology annotation, cellular component: nucleus. Gene Ontology annotation, biological process: peptidyl-arginine methylation. The record is from RefSeq and is a predicted model, not a curated record. The transcript has 3 exons. The coding region runs from base 1 to 1461 and encodes 486 amino acids. NCBI's taxonomy places the organism in Eukaryota, Metazoa, Arthropoda, Insecta, Diptera, Muscidae. Gene Ontology annotation, molecular function: protein-arginine N-methyltransferase activity.
AUGAGUUCACUGGACAUUUCGAAACAGAAGAAACCCCAAUCUAAGAAAACAAACAGAAACCUGGAAAAAUGUAAAGCGACAAAGCAGGAGGAUGAUGACGAUUCGGGACACGAUACAGCAUCCACAACAAUUACACCAACUCAAACAACACCGGUCGACAUGAUGACCUCCAAAGAUUUCCAAUUUGAUGUUGGGGCUCACAUUGAAGUGAUACAUCAACAGUUGAAGGAUACGGUUCGAGUGCAAAAGUUCAGAGAGGCUAUUUUAUAUAAUCAACAUUUGUUCCGGAACAAAAUUGUCCUACAUUUGAAUUGUGGUGUGGGUAUAUUUUCAUUGUUUGCCGCAAAGGCAGGAGCUGCCAAGGUCUUCGCCAUCGAUCAUUCGAAUGUCAUUUAUUACACCCGACAAAUUGUGGCGGCAAAUGGUUAUGGCGAUGUCAUAGAGGUGCUGAAGGGCCGCAUUGAAGAUAUCGAUUUGCCCGUCAAGGAAGUCGAUAUCAUUUUAUGUGAUUGGAUGGGUUAUGCGCUGCUGUUUCAAUCGACCUGUGAUGCUGUGAUUUAUGCCCGCGAUAAAUGGUUAAAGAAGCCGAACGGUUUAAUAUUUCCAGACCAGGCAAAAUUGUUCAUGGUUGCUGUGGAAGAUCAAAAACAUAAAAAUGAAAAUAUUGAAUGGUGGAAUGGUGUCUAUGGAUUCAAUAUGAAAUGUUUGCGCGAUGUGGCUCUGAAAGAGCCACGCUAUAAGUUGAUUAAAUUGGAACAGAUGCUAAGUAAACAAUGUCCCAUAAAGACAAUCGAUUUGUAUACCGCCACAAAGGAUGAUUUGAAAUUUCGUAGUAAAUUUAUGCUGCCCAUGCAGCGGGCAGGACAAUUGGAUGGUUUUGCAUUGUAUUUUCAUGUUUAUUUUACAAAAUCGCAUACACCACUUGGCUUUAGUACGGAUCCCUGGUCGGCUGGCACGAAUUGGAUGCAAACUAUACUCUUCUUAGACAAAUCGGUGGGCGUUAAAGCCAAUAGCAUAUACUAUGGAGGAAUUGAAAUGCUAUCACACAAAACACCAUUGGAUCUGAAUGAUAUGCAAAUAAAUUUGGAAUUAUUAACAGGAGAUCCUUUAUUUCCUGAGGUCGACAUUGAAAUGAGUUGGAAUUUAAGACCAGCUGUAAUGUCAAUGGAACCAUUAAGUGUAAAUGAAAAUAAUGGCACAGAUGAGAAAUCCAAUGACCAGCCAGCAACUACCAAAGAAAAAUUAAAUGAUGAACAAUCGAAUAACAAAGCGAAUAAUACAAUUUGUGAUCGCACAUCAUUUAAUAAUGUUGCGGAAUUAUUGGAAAUGACAGCACCACUACCACCACCGGUAAAGGCACAAAAACAAAAAUUCAUUGCCACCAAAAUAAUGCCAACGGAAGGCAACUUCUUGGCCUCACAAACAUUUACCAUUGGUGAAAAUAUUUAUCUAUUCAACUAG